CAAGGAACUUUACCCUCUCAUGAGAAACUUACAAACUUGUGCCUUAUCAAUAUUUCGACUUGUACCAACAAAAAGAACUCAAGCAGAUCUUCCAGAUCCACUAAUGGACCAACAAAGGGAGAGAGUGAAGCAAUUCUGCAAUCAUCCGUUAAGAUACGGUAGAAUGAAGCUGGACAGAGUGAUUACAGAUCGGUCAAAUAACUGCGAUGGAUGCGGUGAUGAUUCUGGCUACGGAUAUUACUGUGAUAGCUGCAAUAUUCAAGCUCAUGUGGCUUGCAUAGGUUGGCCAGACAUCAUCAACCACCCCUGUCACUCGAGACAUCCUCUCAAGAAAGUCUCACCUGAGACAAUUGACUAUACUGAUGGUAAAUGCCAGUUUUGUAGAAGCCCACUUGUUGAUCUCAUGUAUCAUUGUUCCAUAUGUAAUUUCAGUGUAGAUCUGAGAUGUUGGUUAAACCCCGCACCGCUUACUAUAUAUAAGCAAAAGAGCCACAACCAUACAUUAACCCUCAUGGCGAGAAAGGACUCCUUCACUUGUAACGCAUGCGGGUUGGUUGGUGACCGUAAUCCUUACGUUUGUCUUCAGUGUGAUUACAUGCUGCACAAAGGUUGUAUCAAUUUGCCCCGAGUCAUAAACAUAAAUCGUCAUGACCACAAGAUUUAUCGCACUUAUCAUCUCGGUCACGGCGAUUGGGAAUGUGGAGUUUGUCGCCAAAAGAUGGAUUGGACCCUUGGAGCUUUCUCUUGCUCGCUUUGUCCUAAUUAUGCUGUUCAUUCAAAGUGUGCGACAAGGGAAGAUGUGUGGGAUGGAAAAGAACUCGAAGAUAAGCCUGAAGAUAAGGAAGAAGAAGAUCCAUACAAGGUAAUAAAUGAGAAAGAAAUCAUUCAUUUUAGUCAUGAAGAACAUAAUCUAAGACUUGGUGAUGAUGACAAUGCUGCCCAUUAUGAAAAGAUGCGGUGCGAUGCUUGCAUCAUGCCAAUCAAUUCUGAUCCGUUCUUUAAAUGUGUGGAAUGCGAGUUCUUCCUUCAUAAAGUAUGUGCCAAUCUUCCCCGGAAGAAACGAAAUAUCCUGCACAACCACAAGCUUGCUCUAGUAGUGUAUAACGAUGCGGAUGGCAAGCAUUUCAAGUGUACAUAUUGUCUUCAACAUUUCGAUGGCUUCGGGUACAAAUGCCGUUCUUACUACAUGUGUCUCAAUUUGAGAAUUUUAUCAGAUAUACGGUGUAGUUCCAUUUCUGAGCCUUUUCAGCAUGAACUGCAUCCCCAUCCCUUAUUUCGUACCUCGAACGAGCCGAAGACUUGUGGAGCAUGUGGUGAAGAUUCGGAGUAUGUCUUAAGCUGUAUUGUUUGUCAGUUCACCUUAGGCAUGGAGUGUGCCACUUUACCAAGAAAAGUGAAACACAGAUGCGACGAUCAUGUUUUAUCGUUGCAUCAUGGUGCUGGAAGGUCCAACGGUCAAUUGUGGUGUGAUAUUUGUGAGGGAAAGACAGAUCCAAGCGUAUGGUAUUAUAGUUGUGAUGAUUGUGGGGUCACUCUCCAUAUCAACUGUGUCCUUGGGGACAUGAAUUACUUCAAGCCAGGGAACAAAUACUUGGGAGGUGAACUAGUUCCCAACGAUGAUUCAACUGUUGUAUACGCUUGUUCGAGAAAGUGUGCAUACCGAGGCCACGACCGUUGGGAGGAGUGGUAUGAUAAAGUUAACUGUGAGUAAUGAGUAUGUCUGAAAGAUCCACAAGGCACAGAAAACCCACCAAACUCCUAUUUGAGGAAAGGGGAAGCUAUAUGAUGUAUCAUAGUAUAUUUACGUUUGCUUGAUAUCUUCUGUAUCAUUUUUAUCUCAUUUUCUUUCUUUACAUGUAUUUGGGAUUCUUCUAGAAUCUGAGUUAAUUUGACAAUUUGUAUUUGGAUCCUGUUGAAACCUGUGUGAGGGGUUUGGUUUAUAAAUAGGAUCUGUUUGCUUCUA
This is a messenger RNA of Arabidopsis lyrata subsp. lyrata, 1963 nucleotides long. RefSeq lists its product as uncharacterized. The transcript is spliced from 2 exons. Lineage: Eukaryota; Viridiplantae; Streptophyta; Magnoliopsida; Brassicales; Brassicaceae. Bases 20 to 1711 code for a protein of 563 amino acids. The record is from RefSeq and is a predicted model, not a curated record.